GGCUACGUUGAUCUAGCAUGGUAUGCAUUAUUCAUUUGGGGUUCCAAUCUUCCAAAGCGAAUGCCUGAUGAUAUUUAUGUAGAGCUUCUACACUUCAUUGCUCUGAAUUGGAGGUACUCUUGUUUUAAGGACUUACCUCUGUUGAGGUUUAUUGAUGUCACUGGCAACAUAUCUUUGUUAAGUGUAUCACAAGCAGCAAUAGGUAAGCGAAAGCUAUGUAUUGCCAACAAUGAUAAGAUCAUCACAUGGCUUAUCAACUGGAAUCGGGAGUUCAUAUCUGUCUCAAAACUAUAUUUUAUGCCUCAAUCCACACAAUUGUCUUUAAAAGUUGCAAAAACAGAAUUAAUGGAUUUUCUCAAGAAAGUUGUGAAGCUUCAGGCUUUAUGUCUUUAUGACUAUGGGUCAAUUGUGAUCAAGUCACUAACUAGUAGCAAGCUUGUCAUAGCCUUCACUCAUUUUCUAUAUCAUUCUUGUAAGUAUAAUUAUGCUAGUAAACGCUGCAUAAACACGUUGUUCUCUCACUCUCCAAUAGUAGAUGAGUAUGGAAAAGUGAGACAUGAAAAGACAGAAGUCCUUGUGCCGGCCAGCAUGGGCAAAUGGAUAAUGCUAAUGGGUUCAAAUCCUUGGAGGGCUGACAAAUAUUUUGUACUGAGCAGGGAGUAUUUGGCAACUGCAAAUUUUGCAGGAAAUGUUACAUGUGAAGGACAGAUUUUGAAGUUCCUACAACAAAACGGAAAGGCCUCUGAUGUUCCACAAGUUUAUCCUCCAAAUGCAGCUUUCAAAACUGUUUACUCUCCUUUGACAAAGGACAAUGCAUUUUUGUUACUUGAAUGGAUUAGAAAUAUAAGAUCUUAUGGAACUAAUUAUAAGCUGCAGAACUUUUUUAGCAGCAUCAAAAGUGGAAGCUGGUUGAAGACAUCAAUUGGUUACAAGCCACCUUCUGAGUCAUUCUUGCCGAGCUCUGGUUGGGAAAGACUACUUCAGGUAGCAUCAACACUUGUUGACAUACCAUUAAUCCAGAAAGAUUUUUAUGGUGAAAAGAUAACAGAGUACACUGAAGAACUUAAAGAGGUUGGAGUCAGAUUUGAUUUUACAGACGCAUCACAAUUUAUUGGUAGCCAUCUCAGGACUAUGACAGCUGACUCCACCUUAACCAGAGAAAAUGUCUUUUCGCUGCUCAAGUUGGUCAGAUAUUUGGGAGAGGUAAGCUUGUCCCCUCGCUAUCUAAUUCGGAGCACCAAAACUGCAAGAUGGCUAAAAACAUCAGUUGGUUUCAGAUUACCAUCAGAAUCCAUAUUGCUUGAUUCAGAAUGGACACUUGCAUCACAUGUCAGUAAUCUCCCUUUCAUAGACACUUCAUUCUAUGGCGAGCAGAUUGUUGAUUACAAGACUGAGUUGCAAUUGUUUGGUGUUCUAGUUAGAUUCGACAAAAAUUAUAAGGUUGUGGUUGAUAACUUUAAAAUUCCUUCAAACUGUGUUUCUGCUGAUGCUGCCAUUUUCAUACUUGAAUGCAUACGAAAUGUUAACAUUCCUGAUGAUCUCGUCCGAAAGUUAUCACAGACUAAAUGGUUGAAGACCCAGCUUGGCUAUCAAAAUCCAGAUGAAUCUUUUAUGGCUGUCAUAGAAUGGGAAUGCCUUCUUCAGGUUGUCAGCGGCAUUCCGGUAAUAGAUGAGCCAAUUUAUGGCGGUAGAAUCAGGUCAUAUCAGGCAGAGCUUAAGAGAAUUGGAGUAGCAGUAACCAGAGAUGACUUCUCAAAAGCUAUUGCUUCUCAACUGAAUAUCCUUGUAAAGAACACAUUGAUCACAAACAAAAAUGUUCUUGCAUUGUUAACAUGUUAUAGGCAUUUUGUCAAAAAGCAAAUUACAUUCCCACAUGAUCUUUCCCUUUUCUCCCUUGAGAAGGAAUGGUUGCAUACUAAUCUUGGAUUCAGAUCUCCAAAAGCUUCCAUCCUAUUUAGUCCAGAGUGGGAGCCUAUCUCAGCUAUAACAAAUCUUCCAUUUAUCGACGGUAAUUCUGCAUUCUAUGGUUACUCCAAUGAGAUCAAUGGUUUCAAAAAUGAGCUCGAGGCCUUUGGUGUUGUAGUUGACUUCAAAGAGGGAGCUAAAUUUGUCAUAGAGAGCAUCAACCUUCCAAGAGAUCCUUCUGUCAUUAAUCCAGUUAGCAUUAUAUCCGUAUUUCAGUGCAUUCGCAAUCUGAAGGAAAACACAGAGUCUCUUCCAAUGGAGUUCAAGCAAAAGAUGAACAAUAGAUGGAUAAAAACAAUUCUAGGUUACAGAUUUCCAGAAGAGAGCCUUCUUUUCUCGCCCAAGUGGGAAUUGCAUAGAAAAGACGGUCCGUUUAUUGAUGACAUCUUUUAUGGAUCUGAGCUUGCUUCUUAUAAAAGAGAGCUUAAAGAAAUUGGUGUAUCUGUGGAUGCCACUCAAGCAUGCCUGUUACUGGCACUUCAUAUUAAGUGUCACUCUGAUAUUACUACAAUCUCAAGAGUGUACCUAUUCUUGAAUGAACAUAAAUGGGAGCCUGAUAAUGAAGCUGCAGAGUGGAUUUGGAUCCCACAGGGUGGUGGGGAAUGGGUGAGCUCCAACAUGUGCAUACUACAUGAUAACCUUGACCUAUUUGGUUCCCAACUCUUCAUUUUGGAUAAAUAUUAUGACACAAAGAUUCAUGAAUUCUUUUCAAGGGUUUUUGGGGUUCGGCUUGGUCCAUGCGUCGAUGACUACUGCAAGCUCUGGUCCUCGUGGGAAGUUUCAGCGCACUACCUUACCGUGCAGCAAUGCUCCGCUUUCUGGGUCUUCAUUGCGAAGCACUGGAAUAGCAACUCAGUGAAACUUAUGCUGGGAAGCAUAUCAAAAUUACCAGUUCAAAGUAAUGAUGAGGUCAUUCUUUCCAGCAAACAAGAUGUAUUCAUUCCCAAUGAUCUCUUGCUGAAAGAACUGUUUGACAAGGUUUCUGGAACAAUCUUUGUAUGGUAUCCUCAAGUAACCACUCCUGCACUUUCUAGAGCAAAUAUGAACAAGAUCUAUAGCAGCAUUGGUGUUCGAUCAAUUUCUGAGGCUGUAGAAAAGGAUGAGUCUUUGAGGACCACUGGUGCUAGUGUUAGGGAAGUUGAUCAGAAAUCUCUGAUAUGGAUCAAUGGAUUGCUGAGGAUUGUGAUUGCUUUUCUUUCUAAUACUUCUCUUGAUAUAUUUGCUAAUGAAAGGCAUAGUCUUGUCAAAUGUUUGCUUGAUUUAGAAGUCUUGGAAAUUGAUGAGCCUGUUACAAUUAGCUAUAAGCUAACACUAUCCUCGGGAAGAAUUUUAGAUUCAAAAGGUACCAGAAUAUUCCUUUGGGAGAAGGAUAAUGCGAAGUUAUUCUUACAAAGAGAUAAAGGUGGAAUGAAGCGAAAGAGACACAACAUUGAAUAUGCAACAAAUUUUGCUGAUGUGAUAGCAAGGGGCCUAUUGUCUGAAAUGCCUGAUCAGAUUGCUCCACUUGCUGAGCUCAUUAGGCUUGGCUGCUUGUUGGACUUUGAGGAAGAUGCGGUGGACUAUUUAUUGAAGACCAAAAAUCUCCAGUUGUUUCCUGAAGACGUAGAGUUUCUAUCAUCUAUAUCGUCUACAAAGAAUGUGGGAAAGAUUGAAGCUGGAAAAACUGCUACAGUCCACUACUAAUUAAUGCUCAACUGCGCUGCUAUUUGGAAUCCUUAUGUAGGCUUUUGCUUUCCAACAUGCUUUUGGUGAUGAAGUUUCUUGAGUCCUUCAGUACUUUGUAGUAUAUAAUUUUGUCUGCGAUAGUUCAGU
Zingiber officinale is the source of this 3777-nucleotide messenger RNA. RefSeq lists its product as uncharacterized. The record is from RefSeq and is a predicted model, not a curated record. Lineage: Eukaryota; Viridiplantae; Streptophyta; Magnoliopsida; Zingiberales; Zingiberaceae. The transcript is spliced from 2 exons. The coding region runs from base 61 to 3648 and encodes 1195 amino acids.